This is a messenger RNA of Galeopterus variegatus (Sunda flying lemur), 2400 nucleotides long. RefSeq names its product ATP-binding cassette, sub-family E (OABP), member 1 (gene ABCE1). Lineage: Eukaryota; Metazoa; Chordata; Mammalia; Dermoptera; Cynocephalidae. The coding region runs from base 124 to 1923 and encodes 599 amino acids. Gene Ontology annotation, biological process: translational termination; translational initiation; ribosomal subunit export from nucleus. The transcript has 18 exons. Gene Ontology annotation, molecular function: ribosomal small subunit binding; ATP binding; ATP hydrolysis activity. The record is from RefSeq and is a predicted model, not a curated record.
UGGCCGUAAGAACACGCUGUUUGGCUGGGAAGUGAAGGGUAGAGCUGAUUUGGCCUCUGCGCACCCCUCCGCGAGGGGAUCGUUUUCUCCAGCAGAGCUGGAUAUUCUUACUUUCUUACAAUUAUGGCAGACAAAUUGACAAGAAUUGCUAUUGUCAACCAUGACAAAUGUAAGCCCAAGAAAUGUCGGCAGGAGUGCAAAAAGAGUUGUCCUGUGGUUCGAAUGGGAAAAUUAUGCAUAGAGGUUACACCCCAGAGCAAAAUAGCAUGGAUUUCUGAAACACUUUGUAUUGGUUGUGGUAUUUGUAUUAAGAAAUGCCCCUUUGGCGCUUUAUCAAUUGUCAAUUUACCGAGCAACUUGGAAAAAGAAACAACACAUCGAUAUUGUGCCAAUGCCUUCAAACUUCACAGGUUGCCUAUACCUCGUCCAGGUGAAGUGUUGGGAUUAGUUGGAACUAAUGGUAUUGGAAAGUCAACUGCUUUAAAAAUUUUAGCAGGAAAGCAAAAGCCAAACCUUGGAAAGUAUGAUGAUCCACCUGACUGGCAAGAGAUUUUAACUUAUUUCCGUGGAUCUGAAUUACAAAAUUACUUUACCAAGAUUCUAGAAGAUGAUCUAAAAGCCAUUAUCAAACCUCAAUAUGUAGACCAAAUUCCUAAGGCUGCAAAGGGAACAGUUGGGUCUAUUUUGGACCGAAAGGAUGAAACAAAGACACAGGCAAUUGUAUGUCAGCAGCUUGAUUUAACCCACCUAAAAGAACGAAAUGUUGAAGAUCUUUCAGGAGGAGAGUUGCAGAGAUUUGCUUGUGCUGUUGUUUGCAUACAGAAAGCUGAUAUUUUUAUGUUUGAUGAACCUUCUAGUUACCUAGAUGUCAAGCAGCGAUUAAAGGCUGCUAUUACUAUAAGAUCUCUAAUAAAUCCAGACAGAUAUAUCAUUGUGGUGGAGCAUGAUCUAAGUGUAUUAGACUAUCUCUCUGACUUUAUCUGCUGUUUAUACGGUGUACCAAGUGCUUAUGGUGUUGUCACUAUGCCCUUUAGUGUAAGAGAAGGCAUAAACAUUUUUUUGGAUGGCUACGUUCCAACAGAAAACUUGAGAUUCAGAGAUGCAUCACUUGUUUUUAAAGUGGCUGAGACAGCAAACGAAGAAGAAGUUAAAAAGAUGUGUAUGUAUAAAUAUCCAGGGAUGAAGAAAAAGAUGGGAGAGUUUGAGCUAGCAAUUGUAGCUGGAGAGUUUACAGAUUCUGAAAUUAUGGUGAUGCUGGGGGAAAAUGGUACAGGUAAAACAACAUUCAUCAGAAUGCUUGCUGGAAGACUUAAACCUGAUGAAGGAGGAGAAGUGCCGGUUCUAAAUGUCAGUUAUAAGCCACAGAAAAUCAGUCCUAAGUCAACUGGAAGUGUUCGCCAGUUACUACAUGAAAAAAUAAGAGAUGCUUAUACUCAUCCACAAUUUGUGACUGAUGUAAUGAAGCCUCUGCAAAUUGAAAACAUCAUUGAUCAGGAGGUGCAGACAUUAUCUGGUGGUGAACUGCAGCGAGUAGCUUUAGCUCUUUGUUUGGGCAAACCUGCCGAUGUCUAUUUAAUUGAUGAACCAUCUGCAUAUUUGGAUUCUGAGCAGAGACUAAUGGCAGCUCGGGUUGUCAAACGUUUCAUACUCCAUGCAAAGAAGACAGCUUUUGUUGUGGAACAUGACUUCAUCAUGGCCACCUAUCUAGCAGAUCGGGUCAUUGUUUUUGAUGGCAUUCCAUCUAAGAACACAGUUGCAAACAGUCCUCAAACCCUUUUGGCUGGCAUGAAUAAAUUUUUGUCUCAGCUUGAAAUUACAUUCAGAAGAGAUCCAAACAACUAUAGGCCACGAAUAAACAAACUCAAUUCUAUUAAGGAUGUAGAACAAAAGAAGAGUGGAAACUACUUUUUCUUGGAUGAUUAGACUGAAUCUGAGAGUAUCAAUAAGCCAUUUAUUAAAAAGAAGCAUUUACCAGGAUUUUUGUCAUAUAAAACUUCAACCAGGUUUUAUGCCCCACAUACUCUGGAGUUUGAAGUAUAAUUUACUUAAUGUAACAUCAAAAGCCAGUUGUGUUGUGAACUGUAGUCUGAACACAGAAAAUGCAUUUUUCUGUUCUUAAUGAUAAGGCCCUUUUUCUGAUCAUAAUAUUAUGAAGACAUUUCAAGCUAUACAAAUUACCUCCAUGUUUUCAUGAUGUAUGGGAAGAUUUUCAAUAGAUGUAUUAUAUUGAUGUACCAAAUGCUGGCCAGUGUUGCCCCAUUUUAAAAAUCUUAAAACAGGUUUCUGUACUUACCUGAUUUGCAAAGUAUGCUAGUAAAAUGAAACUGCCCUUAUUUUAAAAGCCAGUCGAAGACUCCACUGAUGAUAUUUGAUAAAUAAACAUCAGGAUUAUAUUUGUUA